CCUCGCCCUUCUCUCUUCGCCCCUUCACCUUUAAGAGGUGCGCCGACCAACACGGCUCGGACUUUCUCCCCCGGCAGGAAUCAGCGCGAUGACGAGCAGAACCGAGCCGGCACCAUGCGCUCCAGGCUCCCUCGGACCGCCUGCCUCCUGCGGCUCGCUGCACUCUGCAUCCUGCUCCCGCACGCCGCAGCAUACUUCGGGCUGACGGGACGCGAGCCGUUGGUCUUUCUGCCGGGUCCCUUCUCCAACGAGGCUUCCACGGGCAAGGCCUACCUGAAGCAGUGCGAGCAGAUGGUGUUGUCCCGCCGCCAGAAGAGGCUGUGCCGCCGGGAGCCCGGCCUGGCCGAGACGCUGCGGGAGUCGGUGCGCCUCAGCCUGCUGGAGUGCCGGUACCAGUUCCGGAACGAGCGCUGGAACUGCAGCCUGGACGGCCGGGGGAGCCUGCUGAAGAGAGCCUUCAAGGAGACAGCCUUCCUUUUGGCGGUGUCGUCGGCGGCGCUGACCCAUGCCCUGGCCAAGGCGUGCAGCUCUGGCCGCAUGGAGCGCUGCACCUGUGACGACUCCCCUGGCAUCCAGCACCGGGAGGCAUGGCAGUGGGGGGUGUGCGGCGACAACCUCAAGUACAGCACCAAGUUCCUCAAGCGGUUCCUGAGCCAAAAGAGGAUCAGCAAGGACCUGAGGGCUCAGGUGGACGGCCACAACAUCAACGUGGGGGUUAGGGCGGUAAAGAGCGGCCUCAAGACCACCUGCAAGUGUCACGGGGUUUCCGGCUCCUGCGCCGUACGGACUUGCUGGAAGCAGCUGGCUCCUUUCCACGACACGGGCCGGUUGCUCAAGUAUCGCUACGACACGGCCAUGAGGGUGCUCAGCGUCACCAACGCCGCCACCGGGGAGAGCGAGCUAGCCGGGCCGCGCCGCCACAGCCUCCGCACCACAGACCUGGUCUACCUGGAGGACUCGCCGAGCUUCUGUCGGCCCUCGCGGUACUCGCCGGGCACCGGCGGGCGCACGUGCGCCAAGGACACCAGCUGCCAGAACCUGUGCUGCGGACGGGGCUACAACACGGCCAUGCGCCUCACCAGCCUGUCGUGCCACUGCCAGGUGCGCUGGUGCUGCCAUGUGGAGUGUCAAACCUGUGUCCGGGAAGAGGAGGUCUACACUUGCAAGAGCACGUAGGCCUGAAAAUAAGAUGGAACUCCAAGAGCCACUGAGUGUGCAGGGAACUAAUCACCACACUCGCAUUGGCCGAACUGUGCACAAGGACCGCAAAUGACUACCUAGGAGGGGCACAUCAUAACAUCUCCUCGUGUCCGAUGGUACAAGUCUGAACGAGCUCCAUCCUUCUCUGUGGCUAGCUAUGCUAAGCUCGCAAUAGCCAUCACUAGUGCCUUAAAUUGGGUUGAACAAGAAUUCAAGACGUGUUUCAACCGAGUUAAGUUCGGUUCACGAGCUGGGCCAGCUAUGUAAAUAGCGUCAUGUCAUAGCGUGAGGUGCCAGAGAAUUCAACAAGAUGUCUUCAAGAGGGUGGACAGUAACGGAAGACAAUUGGUGGUCUUUCUUGGGAGGUUUUGUAGCCUAACUUUAAAGUACAAACUAAGGGUUCGAGGCUCAGUGGAUCCUAUGUAAAAAGCUUGAGAGACUUCUGUUGUUCUUUGUCAAGACUACUACGAAUGUUCUUUUACGGAAAAGUUUGCCACUCGUUACUUUGUCGUACAGGUUCUUCGCACACCUUCAGUCAUAACUAUAAAUGACAAAAUAUCUGCCAAUGCUGCUCUCAGUCUGCUAUAGCUAACAUUAUCACUGUCCACAAAGUCCGUACUUUUCCCAGACAGAAAUUAUUUGGUUUUCUCGAUAGUACAUUUUAUGACAUACCGGUAGUUCAUGUUUUUGGUAGUUUACAUCAAAAACUGAAGUUUGGUCAACUAUAUGUAAGCAAUGUGUGUAUUUGUGAUGCACCACUUUACCACUAGGGGGAGCACAGGGUCCCCAACCGAUUUGCCACACCGUAAACAACAGCGAUAGUUAAUCGUAUAGCCCCUUUUGCAAAAUUAGUUUGACGUAUACAAACACAUACACAUUACAAAAAAACCUAGUUAUUUGAUGUUUUUGUUUAGCACAAUUCUACGCAUUGGCCGUUCUAACCGAAAAUAUAAAAUCGGUGUUUAAGUAACUAAAUACAAUGUAAGUCAAAACACGCAGUAAAGUCAGUGUUUUUAUUUGCACCACUACACCACUAGGGGGUAAACAUUGCUUCUCACUCACCCGUGACAAUAUGAAACAAAAAAAAAAUAUCGCACAGACCUUUAGCUCUUUACUUUCACAAUUUACUCAUAAACACUGAAAGUUAACGUUACUUAAUGUUUUACAUGGGAGAGUUCCUCAUAAUUGUAUUUUGUUCGAAAUGCAAUUAUCAAACGAGUUACCAUAAUAUUUGCGGUUUAAAAAUCCAAAUACAAUGGCAGGGAAUGGCUCAAAAUAUGGCGUCCAUUCAUUAUCGAUUUACGAUUGAACACAAUUCUCCAUUCCAACCAGUUUUUGCAAUGUAUUAUUUGUCGAAAUAUUUAUAAUGAACAUUUUUCAAAACCAGUUACAGGUUAGAAAAUCUCCGCCUGGUUGCAUGGAAAUAGCCUAAAAACAUAUUUUUAAAAAUGGAACACGAAAAACAUUUAUUUUUUUAACUAAGGGACUAAAGUCAAGGGACUUCCAGGAUUAGCGUCUUUUUUUUUAUUCUUGAAUGAUACCCACCCCUCCAGCUAGGUAUACAGUAUUAGUUGCCUCCUAUUAGUUGUGCUAAAACAUGCUUGCAUACAUUAAAGAGACAUAUACAGAAUCCCUUGAAGCAGGGGUGUCCAAAGUGAGGCCCUGGAGCAAAUUUCGCAGUUCGUUUUUUAUUGGCCGUCGACAUAUUGCAAAAAAUUAAUUUAUGUUAUCAGUAGAGCUGCCAAACGAUUCAGUUUUUAAGUUAGAUUAAUCACGAUUAAACAAAAGUAUCACUAGUUGUGUUACUUGCUUCCAUAAUUUAAAAUGUAACUGUAGUUUUUAUUUAAACUUAAAGACCCCAAUAUUUGGACACAAAUGCAUUGUUAUUGUUAAAAUAGUUUAGGACUUAUGUGUCAAAGUCAAUUAUCCAUGGACCCCGGUGUGAUAUUUGAUUAGUAUUAGAACCGGCCCGCAGGCCACAGCUGCCUGCUGCUGUUUUGCACGCACUAAUACUCCAUCAGUGUUGACGUCAGGAAUUUUCGUUAGGGACUCCAUCAAGUCAUAAAAAUGGGGUCCCACAGUAAAUUUCUGGUGGUCCCAUUUUUUUGUAUGCAUUUUGAAAACAAAUGAUAAACAUAUGCAUUAUCCUGUUAUUUCUCACAUUCUCUAUUGUGUUUUGGUAAAAGGUUGUCCUAAAUGUUACUUAAUUAUUAUUUUUUAAAUACACAAAAGAAAACACAUUUUUAUGCAUAUGUAAAUUAAUUCAGUCAUAAACAUUAAUUCAUUUUCUUCUUUCCUUCAUGGAUCUAAACGUUACCACUGCCGGUAUUUUUUCCCCAUAUUUUUAUUGUAAUAUUUUCAGAAUGUGUUUGUUCUAUUUUUUGGCCAAAGUAAGACAAAGAAAACAAUCUGAAGUUGUCUUUAUUUUUUUUAUUUUUAGUGCCAUGAUUUUAAUAGUCCGGCCCCCGAGCUAAAAUGAGUUAGACACCCCUGGUUUAGAAGGCAAAGAAGCAUGUGCAGUCAAAAUAAAUGACGGCAUCAAUAUGUGUAGAUACAUGAUAAAUGCAAUAUUUUUUUGUAAUUAUUUGCAUGAGUCGACUCGUUUCUGGCAGCCCUGGUUUUUACAAAUUACCCUUGUCACCUAUAAAACAACGCAAAUUGGACCUUUUUUGAGGUAGCCUACAUUAAUUUGCUUUAAGCAUUUUUACAAGCGAUGUCCGAUAAUAUCGAACUGCCGAUAUUAUCGACCGAUAAAUGCUCUAAAAUGUAACAUCGGAAAUUAUCUGUGUCGGUUUUAAAAUUAUGGGUAUCUGUUUCAAAAAGUAAAAUUCAUGAAUUUAUAAAACGGACAUAGGGGGAAGUACAGAGCGCCAAUAAACCGUAAAUGCACUGCCUUUGCGUGCCGGCCCAGUCACAUAAUAUCUACGGCUUUUCACACACACACACACACACACACACACACACACACACACACACACACACACACACACACACACACAAGUGAAUGCAAAGCUUACUUGGUCAACAGCCAUACAGGUCACACUGAGGGUGGCCGUAUAAACAACAUUAACACUGUUACAAAUAUGCGCCACACUGUGAACCCACACCAAACAAGAAUGACAAACACAUUUCGGGAGAACAUCCGCACCGUAACACAACAUAAACACAACAGAACAAAUACCCAGAAUCCCUUGCAGCACUAACUCUUCCAGGACGCUACACUAUACACCCCCAACCUCAAUAUCCUCAUGCUCUCUCAGGGGAGAGCAUGUCCCAAAUUCCAAGCAGCUGUUUUGAGGCAUGUUAAAACAAAAUAACGCACUUUGUGACUUCAAUAAUAAAUAUGAAAUAACUUAAGUUGAUUUAUUUUGGAAAACCGUGUUACAUUGUUUAAUGCAUCCAGCGGGGCAUCACAACAAAAUUAGGGAUAAUAAUGUGUUGAUUCCACAACUGUAUAUAUCGGUUGAUAUCGGAAUCGGUAAUUAAAAGUUGGACAAUAAAAAAGGCACAUUUUUACUGUACAAAAAAGUAUCACAGGGGCCCCGCCGCAUCAGUCAAUUUCUCUCAAUGUGGCCCUCAGUGAAAAAAAAUGUGGACACCCUUGCUUUAAAUUAGACCAAUACUUCUUAUAUAGUGAGGCAAGCGUGAUAACAAUACACUUCAGCUGGGUGGCAACUCAGAGUGGUUUGUGCAGAUAAUUAAAACCAACAUUAUCAGGUUUUCAAUUAUAUUUCAAUUUAAGGGGGGCGUGAGAAAAAUGAUGUUACCAAUGGGGGCCUGGACAAAAAGUAAUUAAAAAGCACUGCCCUAAAGAUAUGUAAAAAAAAAAAUGCAAUGUUUCAUUUGUUUGGGUGUAUUCAGUCCAAUAAGGUACUAAAACUGGAAGGACGCUAUUUUAUUUAUUAAUAAAUUGUAUAUGAUUCUACUUUCUACUACUGUUGCUGCUGCUUGGCGCUCUGAACGACGCUCGCUGUCUGUCUCUUCAUCUGCUGUAUUUUCGAGGUUUUGUGUUUUUUCAAUGCCGAUUAAGGCUGGGGAAAAAAAGCACUUAUGUGUUUAAAAAAAAAAAAAGAACAGAAUGAUUGGGAUAUUGUACUGUAGCUGCGUGCAUGUACAGGAUGGAUUAUGGCUUUCCAGUUGCUCUUAUGGAAAUGUUUAUGGAAAUGUGUGUGGAUUCAACAAAGAGGGGCUAACGUGUUGGGCUUUUAUUGUGUAAUUCAAGCCACGUCUUCACUGUAAAAUGGCUCCGUAAUUGACUGCCCCCUUCGGCUGUAAAUCAAAGCAGCAUGGAGCCCCUCAUUUUUAAAAAGCCAAGUUUAGGUCGAAAAACAGGGCUUGAAUGUUUGGCCCCAAAUUCACAUCCGGGCUCCAUUAAUGACAUAGUUUUCUACCUCACCUGUUCAUUUUUUAAAUGGUCAUUCUGGUCCUUUAUGUAGAUAAAUGUUUGUAAAGAUCUUUUGUAUCUGGUAAUAUAUCUCCACAUGUCAAAACUGAGUGUUCUAUAUAUUUACAGCCUUAUUUAAAAGAAAUAAAAUGUGUGAAAAUGGAAA
Nerophis ophidion (straightnose pipefish) is the source of this 5750-nucleotide messenger RNA. It is a transcript of the gene wnt9b, whose product is annotated as wingless-type MMTV integration site family, member 9B. The coding region runs from base 115 to 1176 and encodes 353 amino acids. The record is from RefSeq and is a predicted model, not a curated record. Gene Ontology annotation, cellular component: extracellular region. Gene Ontology annotation, biological process: multicellular organism development; neuron differentiation; cell fate commitment. Gene Ontology annotation, molecular function: cytokine activity; frizzled binding. Lineage: Eukaryota; Metazoa; Chordata; Actinopteri; Syngnathiformes; Syngnathidae. The transcript has 4 exons.